Myxocyprinus asiaticus (Chinese sucker) is the source of this 3595-nucleotide messenger RNA. Its product is annotated as transmembrane and coiled-coil domain-containing protein 6-like. The record is from RefSeq and is a predicted model, not a curated record. NCBI's taxonomy places the organism in Eukaryota, Metazoa, Chordata, Actinopteri, Cypriniformes, Catostomidae. Gene Ontology annotation, molecular function: protein binding. The coding region runs from base 277 to 1800 and encodes 507 amino acids. The transcript is spliced from 13 exons.
UUUUCCACGACAUUCUAAUUUAUUGAGAUGUACCUGUAGAUAAGGAAUCUUUGGCACUUGGCCUGUACAUAGGGAACUUUUAUUUUGGAAAACUGGUUUCUCAGUUCACAUAUCAAUAAAACGUCCACAGCAACCUGACAGUGGCUCUAAAUAUUUGAUGAGCGUAAACGUCUUUAUUAUGCAUACAUCCAAGUGAUAGAGAUCAAACUAUUGCAUUAAAGUAGAACGCUAAUCGCACAUUUAAAAAAAGAGAACUAAACGUGGAGAUCAUAACAGAUGUGGAGACUGAAAAGCAUCCGCCAUAAAGCAAGCCGAUCUGCCAAUGAUUUGGAGGAGCUUAAACUGAAGAAAAGAGAGUUUGAGAAAGCACUUAGACAGGCGAGGAGAGACAGACAGCUCAUCAGUAAGAGACUCCUGCAGAAUGUGGAUGAUGAAGAUGAAGAUGAAGAAUCUGUGGAAACAGGCUCCGCCCCUCUGUCACCUGAACAGGUCAGAGAGCUGAUACGUGGAGUCCAGUGUGGUGGCGAGGAGAAGGCCGCUCCUCUGGCAUCUUUAAGAAAAGCACUAAGAAACCCUGACACACAACUCACAUUCAUUAAAUCAGUGAACAGUAUGCAUAUCUUGGUGGGGCAGCUCAGUGGUCAUAAUGCCCAGUGUCAGCUGGAAGCAGCAUGUUGUCUCCAUGAGCUGUCUCACUCUCCUCACCCCAGCGUUGGUCAGGCCUGUCUGCCUGCUGGCCCGUAUCUCCUCACCUACCUCUCUGGUCAGAGCACUAAGCUGACGGAACUCUGUUUAUACACUCUAGGAAACCUGUGUCCUGACAGCGCUUUAGUUAGAGAGAAGCUCCUGGCUCAGGGAAUUCUUUCUGCCCUGACAAACUGCUUUCAGAAUCAGAGGUAUAACCUUGCUGUGGUGGAGGCCAUUGGCUUCACUUUAUACCAGUUGCUGCAGGCCAGAGAUGCUGCUGAACAAAUCAUCCUAGCAGUCAUGGCCUGUGGAAUAAUCCCUCAUUUGAUCUCAGCGUUGACUCCAGAUGCAGAGUUUGGGUUUGGAGCAGCAAUUGAGUGCGCGUGGUGUUUGCACUAUUUAGUCAGCAGUGAUGUGGAUCACUCAAUGCUGCUUGCUCAAGGGGCCCUCUCACAGUGCACUGCUGUCUUAGUAACACUAGGAGGUGCUGUUGCUCGAGGAAACCUUGUGGAUGGAAUGGAGCUGCUCAUUUGGCCUCUCCUGCGUUGCCUUGGUAACCUGCUGGUCCAGAGUAAAGGGUGUGAUGUAAUGCCAGAGGACACUCGUCUCCUCGCCACCCUGUGUGUCUUCAGCCAGGCUUAUCUUCACUCUCACCCGGCUCUGUGUAGAGAGAGCCUGUGGGCCCUCAACAACCUCACUGCUGGUUCCAGCGGGUUUUGCUCUGGUCUGCUGCUCCUUAAACUAGUUCCUGUGUUGAUUCAGCUUCUGUCUUUCUCUAAAGGAAUCAACUCAAUGGUGCUGAGAGUUGUAGGUAAUAUCGGCUAUCAUGGCACACAAUACUGUGUUGGGUUGAUUCAGGCUGGGCUGCUCACUGCUCUCUGUGCCACACUGAAGAUGGCCGAGCCUGAAGUGGUGACUCUGAGCCUGGAGUUGCUGCACAUGCUGUUAUCCAGUAGCCCACAGGUGCUUGUGGAGUUCACGAGGAUGAAUGGUGUUCCACUGCUGGAAGCGAUUCAGUAUAACAGUGAAGCAGAGCAGCGUGUCAGAGCUGCCUACAUUCUCCAUCAUCACUUUCCUUCUUUCUCUGAGGUGGAUGAGACCUGUUCCUCAUAACACUGGAGUUCAAAGACAGAACAGCAGAGAUGUAUUGUUCACAUUUCUCAACAGAUGGAAGUUGUAUCGUUGCAUUUUAGUACUUGCAAAGUUAUUCGUUUACUUUGGUUUUCUGAAGUGUACAGAAAUUAAUCCAGUCUUUUUUUCCACCCAUGUGAAGCAUGUUUGCUGCUACCUGCUGUUCCCACUGGCCCAUUGAUGCAAAAAACAGCAUAUUCUACGAUACUAUAAGAACACGAGAACUCUUAAGUGCCAAAAGAAAAGUGAUUGUGUUUUGUCUUCUAAAUUCAACACAGCAGUAACCAGUGACGACUGUUUUUACACACUCAGCAUGUUGAGUGAAAACAAUAAAAAAUAGUUCAUUCUGUUGUAUUUGCAAUGCAUGCACAUAUAUUUUGUAUAUUAUAAACAAAAUAGUGAAUACUGCUGUAAAUGUAUUCCCUACUAAAAUGUACUAUGGUAACCAUAGUUUGAAAGUGUACAUUUAUCAAGAAUGUACACAAAAUGAAAGAAUGUGCAUAAAACCGAAAAGGAACAAAAUCUUGUGGAGAACGUAACCGAAAACGGGAACAAAGUCCCUUUCAAUUGUUCCGGAGUGAAAACUUUAUUUUUAAAUGCUGGUUUUAUUCCAAUAAUGUUUAUUUAUUUAUUUAUUUAUUUUCCGAAACCAAAGAUUUAUCAUUGUAAAUUUUCAGAAUUACACCGCAUACUGGUUCCUGAAAAAAUGAGGCUUCUCACUUCAGUUUUUCUCGCAUCACACAGUUCUUUGCCAUAAUCGAACAAUGUGGAUGUAGAUCGAUAUAAUACGUUAAUACAGAUCUGAUGCUGAUAGGUUUUGACUGAGAAGCAGAUCUGUAAUUACAAUUAGUUUAUCUAUACAGUUUAUUAUUAUUAUUAUUUUUAAUUCAGGCCUUACUUUGGCCAUUGCAGAUAAACAGUCAAAGGCAAUGACUGUGUGCUCCCUUCUGUUUUCACAAAUGUUAGUUAUUAAAUCAGUAUGAAGUUGAUUCAGGACUUAAUUAGCUCCAGUGCAUGUGCUCUCUGUGGGUACAGGGUUUAAAACAAAAACCAGAAUAAUUCAGCCUGCUUAAAGUGACUUUUAGUCCAAAUGCGCUCACGCAGUGUGUGCAUGCAAGAGAGAGAGAUUCAAAUUAUUCACUGAUUUUAGAUGUCCAGGUGCAUAUUUUAAAUAAUUUUAGGGACAUGUUUUAUGAACAGAAUACAUUUAUUGAAAAUAUUUGUUUUAAAUAGGCUACUGUAUAAUAUGCUUGUUACGAUGUUUUAUGCUGAUAAUGCACCCAAAUGGUAAUAAAAUAUGUGCUUAUUUUGGUUGAGCCCAGUCCCUUAUUUUGAGCUUGUUUUUCCACACCAGGUCGCUUGUUUCUCUUGCGAGAUCUGGCAGCACUGCUACUGGAAUAUCACAAACUCUUAGCACAUAGUACUGUCAUUUUAUAAAGAAUGUUAUUAACUGUUCUUUUACUGCGUUAUAACCGGUUACCACUUGGAAAGGAGGCUGAGGAACACCGGAACGGAAAAAACAAAAAAAACAACCGUUUCUGCUCCGAACGCACCGAAAUGAAAAACAUUUAGUUUUCAGUCGCUGGUAACAUCAGUUGUGUUUGGAAACUACGGUUUUGCUAUGCAUCCAUAAAAGCUACACGCUUUAUUUCGUUUAUUAUAUUCUAUUUAAAUGAAAAUAAAUAAACAUAUAUACAGUUGUAUAUUUAUAUAUAAAAAGUUAUUAUUUCCAAACAUUUAAAUAUAAAAAUAGCUUUAUCUAUUCAUAUUGAAAUCU